UCCUGGGAGUGUGUUGGGUCAGGUGACCCCGGGGCCCCUCGCUGUGGCCCUCGGUCGGAGGCCCCCGAGCUCAGGCCCUGCUCCGCGGCUCGUCUUAUCUGCGCGGUGGGUUGUGGGUGUGUGAGCGUCGAAGUAAAAUGGCGGACUUGGCAAACGAAGACAAGCCUGCCAUUGCACCUCCUGUGUUUGUUUUCCAAAAAGAUAAAGCUCAGAAGCGAUCUGCAGAAGGCUCAAGUGCAGAGGAUGGAGAAGAUUCAGACAAAGAUGAGGGAAGUUACUGUCCUCCUGUGAAAAGGGAAAGAACCUCCUCCUUCCCGCCCCCACAUUCUGUUCCCAAGAACAAUGUAUUCAUGCCCUCAAGUUUCUGCCAGUCGCCCACCGCGAAUUCAGACUCUGAACCAGAAGAGAAACCUGUGGGAUUCCGCUUAAAGCCACCGACUCUAAUACACGGACAGGCGCCGAGUUCAGGCGUCCCAAGUCAGAAACCCAAGGAACAGCAACGCAGUGUCCUCCGCCCCGCCGUUCUGCAAGCACCACCCUCCAAAUCACAUAUAGAGUCAAAUUCCAGUUGUGGAACCAAUGGGGUGAAGAAGUCAUCAGACGGAGCAUCAGUGACUCAGUCGCUCUUCUUGAAUAACAAAGAUCAUUCAGCUCCAUUGGCCAAGUCACUGAAACAUGAAAACCAGGAAGAUGGAGAGAGCGGUAGCAAAGAUGAAGACGGAAGAGAAAACGAGAAGUCUGUAGCUCUAUCGUUCGUGUUUGGUCAGAAUAUCAAAGACAGAGCAAAGCUGGACAACAGCAGCACAGAAGAAAACUCAAAGGAUGGUUUGCUACCGGACUCCCAAUCGGAGAGCACAAAUUAUUUCUUACAGUACAUCUCUACCCCAAGUUCAAAAAAUGCCUCAAACAGUGGAGAGGGCGGAGCCAAGUUCGUGUUUGGGCAGAAUAUGUCUGAACGGGUUCUGAGUCCUCCUAAAGGCGAGGCAGCGAGCGAGGAAAACAAAGACGUUAGUGCGCCUCCCGCGGCAGAGUCUCCGUCACAGGAAACCGCCACAGAGAAGGUCAACAGCGUAUCCGAGUCUUUGGAGGAGUCUGCAGCCGCUUACACCAAAGCCACAGCCAAGAAGUGCAUCUUAGAGAAGGUCGACGUGAAAACCGGAGAGGAGUCGGAAAGCAAUGUCCUACAGAUGCAAUGCAAGUUGUACGUUUUUGAGAAGAAGGCUCAGUCGUGGAUAGAGCGAGGUCGAGGGCUGCUGAGACUCAACGACAUGGCCUCCACAGAAGAUGGAACCCUGCAGUCGCGUCUAGUGAUGAGGACCCAGGGCAGCCUGCGGUUGAUCCUCAACACCAAGCUGUGGCCACAGAUGCAGGUGGACAAGGCCAGCGAGAAGAGCGUGCGAAUCACUGCCAUGGACACGGAGGACCAGGGCGUCAAGGUCUUCUUGAUAUCGGGUAGCUCUAAAGACAUCGGCCAGCUGGCCGCUGCGUUACACCAUCGGAUCCUGGCUCUGAAGAGCAAGGCGGAGCAGGAAACGGAGGCCCCGCCCACCGCCAUCCCCGAGGCAGAGGUACCGCAGUCCAACGAGGACGACAGCGACGAAGAGGACAAGGCCUCCGCUGCAGCCUCUGCUCCUGCUGCAGGUAACUCAGAAGGAGGGGAGAGCCAGGCUGCAGGCAGCACAUAGCGUCACUCUGGGACUGCCCGCUGACACGCCUCCAUCCAGGCGUUUUCUCCAGGCAUCUCCACGGACAACCCUUGACCAAUGUAGGUCAUCCAGACCAGUACUUUUGGAUAGUCUAGCUCCAGGACCCCCCUGUGCCGGAGUGUCUCACCCAAGCCGUGCAGUCGUCUUCUCUGCAUUCAACGUUAAAUCUGGAGUUGUUUGUUCCCCCUCUCCUGUUUUGUGUUUUAUUUUUGUUUUCGAGUAUUUUUUUCUUAUUCCGAUAGCAAAAAUAAAGACUUCAAAGCUUUGGUUUGGGACUUUUCUGCUCAUCAUAUUGAUGAGUGUAAGGGUGUUUUCCUCUGCGUUUGAAUUACUGGCACAUGUUAAGACUGCAGUUUCUACUUUGGGACCUUUCUACUCACUUCACAGCCUCUGGCCCCCCGCGCCCAGAGGACCCCCCAGUCUGUAGUCCGUCUGUCGGUCGGCCCUCCACCCCCCCACCCCGACCAGCCUGUGCUUCAGGUCUGGCAGAUGUAAUUUAUUUGGUCCGUUUCCACGGUUAGCCGGAGCGCCCCCUACUGCCACGGUGUUCCCGACACGCCCUCCAGAAUAAAAGCCUCGCCGUCUCAUGUGGUCGACUCAUUGGAACCGGUAGCUUCUAACCAGAUUAAUCCACUCAUCCCGUCAUCUCUAACAGACAUUCUGCAUGACGCGUCAUCACCCGGAGGCUUUUGUGUUCAGACAUUUUUAUGUUGACAUUUAUAUAAACUUUUUAUCCAUUUACAUUUGGAGAAGCUGUUGGAAUGAAGACUUUGUGUGGGAGUGAUAACUGUAAUCCCCUCUGAAUGUCAUGUACAUUUGAAUAUAUUAUUUAGUAGUGCACCAUGUUUUCUCAUCUCCAGCUGCCCCUUUACAAAAUAAACCAUUUUUGGACAGAA
Molecule: messenger RNA, 2602 nt
Organism: Oryzias melastigma (Indian medaka)
Lineage: Eukaryota; Metazoa; Chordata; Actinopteri; Beloniformes; Adrianichthyidae
Gene: ranbp3b
Product: RAN binding protein 3b
Exons: 17
Coding region: 138-1685 (515 amino acids)
Biological process (GO): protein export from nucleus
Cellular component (GO): cytoplasm; nuclear pore
Molecular function (GO): GTPase activator activity
Source: RefSeq, a predicted model, not a curated record